ACAGUAUUUACAUACACAGUAGGUACUUAGAUACUCUACAGUUUCUAUUAUUUUUAAGACGAAAAACUAAUUUUCCUAGUGAUAGAGAAACAAACACUAAAUUGUAAACAAUCACGUGCUUCCUUACGAGUGAUCAAAUACUCUAAUCUCUAUCGUUAUCACGCAUUCUAUUUAUUUUUUCUAAGUUCAUUUUCUCGUAUCUGCUUAACACUGGUGUCAAACGGGCGAACGCCAUAUCCUAUUACGUCGGUUACCUAUACGUUUUUCAUUACUUCGUGAAGUAAAAUUCUACUUCGGAAAACUCUUUGUUUGUCAUUCAAAUAAUUAAAUUACUCUGAUGUUAGUACACAUUUAAAUGGAUUUUUUCACACACGAACCACUACGAUUGAUUAAAAAUUAGAAUUUAAGUUGUUUUUAAAAAAACAUUUUUAUUUAUACAUACCUACGGAAAUACUAACUAUUCUUUAUGACAAUGGAAUAUUCGGAGGAAAUCAUCAACUGUUCAGAAUGGAUCAAAUGCAGAAAAUUCGAAAAAGUAAAUCGUUUUUGAUAAAUAUAUAAUCUGUAAAUGUUAUCUAAUGAUAUAUCGUGUAAAAUAGGUGUGUAUUCAGUUACCUGACUAUAUGUUGGAUCAAAGUGUACUGAUAUCAUCUGAAUUCGAAAGACUAUUGGGUUAUCGUGUGUAUAUACUUGGUGAUACGUCUUAUGGCAGGUGAGCAAUAAUCAUAUCUAAUUUUUUCAAGUCAUAUGUGACUUGCACAUUUGUCGGUUUAGUCUUACCUAUAAGUAAUAAAAUUUUUUAGUUGUUGUGUUGAUGAAACAGCCGCCGAACAUGUAUCGGCUGACUGUAUUGUACAUUUUGGCCGAUCAUGUCUGACACCAAAUAGUCAUCUUCAAGUGUAUUACAUUUUGCCAAAACAUUCUUUAGAUAUUGUUAAGUGUACAGAUUUGAUAUCCAAUACGUUUGAUUUGAACACUGAACCGGUUUUGGUAUUGUACGAUGUAGCUUAUCAGCAUCUUCGAGGUAAUGUUUAAUUUUAGAAAUAUUUUACCAUUUUAAUUAAAAUAUGUUUAAUAUAAUAUUGUAUUAUUUUAGACAGUUUAGCGAAAUCAUUGGUGUCUAUUAAAUCAAUAAUGCUGUCUGACCUUAAUUUACCAGGACAUGAAAUAUCCAAUGACCCUGAUGGCAAAUAUAUAAAUAUGUUCGGUAGAAGGUUUCCUAAUUUAAACUACAAACAUAUUGUUUAUAUAGUUCACGAUAACUACAUGAACAACGUAGAUAGGUUUAUAUUAGAAAAAAAAGGUAACAAAAUAUGGUUCUGAUUAUGUACUUUAUGACAUAAUUGAAAUUUAUACUUAAGUUGGAUAAAUGUGUUUUAUAGAAUGCAAAGUCUACAUUUACGAAAGUAGUUGUGAUAUAUUAACACAACGAACACUAACAUCAGUAAUAAAAAGAAAACAUUAUAUCAAAGAAAAAAUAAGGGAUUCUACUCAUAUUGGAAUACUUGUAUGUAGCUUAAGUAUCAAAGACCUUUUAAAAAACAUUAAUCGAGUGAAAUGUUUGUGUAAAAAAGCAAAUAAAAAAUGUUAUAUUUUUUCUGUUGGACGUCCUAAUGUUGCUAAACUGGCUAAUUUUCCAGAGGUUAAUAUAUUUUCGUUUUUUUGGUUAAUACUAUACUUUCAUUAAUAAUAAUUAAUUUAUUAUUUUAGAUUGAAAUCUUUGUUAAUAUUACAUGUGCAGAAGGAGUUAUUGAAAAUCAAAAAGAAUACAUGCAACCGAUUGUUAAUAUUGAAGAUAUGGAAUUGGCUUUAGGUGUUGAGAAUACUAAUGGUAAGGAUAAUAUUUAAUGUGUUUAUAUUUAUUAUGUUAUUAAAAAAAAUAUAUAUAUAUUUACAUACAUUUUUUAAGAUUUACCAGAUGUCUCUUUAGUCACUAAUAAAUUGAGAAACAUUACAAUGCCAAAAGAGGUAGCUGAAUCAUCCUCAGAAUUAAACGUCAGAAUAGAUAUGUCUUUAUCAGCAGUUACUCAAAACAGAACGUGGACAGGUCUCAAUCCACACGACACUCGACCUCCAGUUAUAAUAGCUACUGAAGGAAGGAAAGGCACGCCAAGUUCGGGGUAUACGACAGUUGAUUCAGAUCAUCGUAGCUGAACAGAACUGUAGUUACUGUCGGUGUAAUUCAAAUAUUAAGGAAAAUAUUCUAUUUUAUUUUAUGAUGACUUAAAAAUCAAUGUCAAAACUGUGUUAUGAGUUGAGUUCAAAUAUUAGGUUUACUUAUUAGGUAGUUUUGAAAUUGUUGACUAAAAAAGUUAACUAUGUACAUUGUAUUAAUGUAAUUGUAAUUUAUUACAUAGUUACUGAUUAGGACUCGGAACUUUGUGUUCUGUGGUGUUUUUAUUUAAAUUUGAAUUCAAUAGUCAAUAAGCUAUAAUUUUCAAAAAUUUUCUGUAUAUGAAGUUUAAAAACAAUAUCUAACUAUAAUGGAACUGGUGUUGCUGUUUUUUAUUGUUUUUUUAGAACUAAUAAGUAUACAAAUUAGGAUAAACUUCUAAGAAUUGUACAGAAAUUCAUAUUAUCUUAAUUUAUGUUUAAAUUUUAUAAAAUUUGAGGAUGGUUUAUUUGUAAGUUUAAUAUAUGAAAAAUGCUAAAAUUGUGAAAGUUAACAAGAAAGAAAUUGAAAGGAAUCCGGUGUUUUUGCUUUAAAAUAUAUGAAAAUGUAUUGUUUGAAAUUAUUAAGAUUGUUGAAAAAUGCUGAAAAAGAUGUUAAAAUAAACUGGAAAAAUAGAAGUGAGACAGAAAAUAAAGAUUUAGAAAUGUAUUUAGAUUUGUAUAAUUAUAUCUUACAUUGAAAACAUGAAAAAAUAUAACAAAAUAAUAAAACUUGGAUACAAAAGUUCUGAAAUUUCAAAGCGUGUAUUGAUGAUAAAUGGUUUUUCGUUGAGAAAAUUGGGUUGAUGUUUAAUUGUUGGAAAAUCAAGAAAUAACAGUUCAACAGGGGUCUUAUCUAGUUAAAAGUAAUUAGGUGACUUGCAAUAGUAGAUGUCAUAUGUAUUUAUCUUUAAUUUACUUAGUUUCAUGUGUUUACAAUAGUAUUAUGUACAACUUGGAAUUUGGACUAGAUUAGUUAAUUAAAAUUAUAAAUCUUCAUUUAUUUUUGACAGCUUUCAGUAUAUUUACCCAUCCC
Molecule: messenger RNA, 3187 nt
Organism: Cinara cedri
Lineage: Eukaryota; Metazoa; Arthropoda; Insecta; Hemiptera; Aphididae
Source: the annotation of a GenBank genome assembly